Clupea harengus (Atlantic herring) is the source of this 3955-nucleotide messenger RNA. It is a transcript of the gene mios, whose product is annotated as missing oocyte, meiosis regulator, homolog (Drosophila). Gene Ontology annotation, molecular function: protein binding. The record is from RefSeq and is a predicted model, not a curated record. Lineage: Eukaryota; Metazoa; Chordata; Actinopteri; Clupeiformes; Clupeidae. Gene Ontology annotation, biological process: cellular response to amino acid starvation; positive regulation of TORC1 signaling. Gene Ontology annotation, cellular component: cytoplasm.
GUACUUAUUUUUUUCAAGUCUAAAUCGUUUUUAAAAAAAAAUCAUUAAAAAGUCAUCCAUUCAACCCGGUAGUAAAACUGUAACCUUGUUGUUGCUGUUGUCACGCGGCGGGGCUUGGCACUCUACUACAGCAAUGUCUUUCCCAACUCUCCUAGAUGGACUGAAUCCUACACAAAAGCAAGAUUUGAUAUAGCCAUGUACGAAGUGAAUUCCCUGGAUAUGGUAUUCUUAACCAGCUGCCUUCCUGAGUGGUGACGCUUUAACUGUAAACAUGAGUGGUUCCAAGCCGGACAUUCUAUGGUCUCCACAUCAUGUGGAUCGAUAUGUUAUCUGUGACUCCGAACUCAGUUUGUACCGGAUCGGAUCUAUUGGGAGUGCCGAGAGGAAGGCAGGAACGUUGCCACUAUCCGAAGAAACAGCGGCCACGCUCUUAGCCAUCAACUCGGACACCCCUUACAUGAAAUGUGUUGCAUGGUACCCCAAGCAUGAACCUGAGUGUCUUCUGGCAGUUGGUCAGGCCAAUGGGAGAGUAGUACUAACCAGCCUGGGUCAGAGCCCCAACUCCAAGUGUAAGGAGCUGAUGGGGAAGGAGUUUGUGCCCAAGCAUGCGCGGCAGUGCAACACACUGGCAUGGAACCCCUGGGACAGCAACUGGCUGGCCGCUGGCCUGGACAAACACCGCGCUGACUUCUCCGUCCUUAUUUGGGACAUCAGUAGCAAAUACGCACCGGAUGUUUCGGUGCCCAUGGAGAAGAUCCGUCUCUCAUCAGGAGACACCGAUUCGGGCUUGGUGGUGACCAAGCCUCUAUAUGAACUGGGUCAGAACGAUGCUUGCCUCUCCCUCUGCUGGCUUCCGCGAGACCAGAAGCUGCUGCUGGCCGGCAUGCACCGCAACCUGGCCAUCUUUGACCUGCGCAACACCAGCCAGAAGACCUUCGUCAACACCAAGGCCAUCCAGGGCGUGACGGUGGACCCGCACUUCCACGAGCGCGUGGCCUCCUUCUUCGAGGGCCAGGUGGCCAUCUGGGACUUGCGCAAGUUCGAGAAGCCCGUGCUGACGCUCACCGAGCAGCCCAAGCCGCUCACCAAGGUGGCGUGGUGCCCGACGCGCACGGGCCUGCUGGCCACGCUGACGCGCGACAGCAACGUCAUCCGGCUGUACGACAUGCAGCACGCGCCCACGCCCAUCGGUGACGAGACGGAGCCCACCAUCAUCGAGCGCAGCGUGCAGCCCUGCAGCGACAACAGCGUCAUCAGCAGCUUCGCCUGGCACCCGUCCGCCCAGAACCGCAUGGUGGUGGUGUCGCCCAACCGUGCCAUGACCGACUUUACUGUCUUCGAGCGCAUCUCGCUGGCAUGGGGCUCCACCACCUCCCUGAUGUGGGCCUGUGGGCGCCACCUUUACGAGUGCACCGAGGGUGCAGCGGAGAGGGACAGGGACAUCGCCACCAAGAUGAGGCAGCGAGCGCAGAACGGCUACGGCCACGACACCGUGCAGGUGUGGAGAAACCACCUGCUAGCCGGAGGGGAUGACCCCCAGCUCAAGUCGCUGUGGUACACGCUGUACUUUAUGAAGCAAUACACUGAAGACCUGGCGCAAAAGCAACAAGGGAGCAAACAGUCCCUGAUAUAUUCAGGCAUCAAGAACAUCGUCAAGUCCAGUUCAGGCACUACUGAAAACCGCCGCUGUUGGAGGGGCUCUGACCGCCAGACGGACGUGGCGCGGUACAACAGCGAGGAGCGCAGCCUAGCGCUGCAGCUGUGCGGUUGGAUCGGCCGGGGGCCGGAGGUGGACGUGGAGCCCUUCCUUAAGUCCCUGGAGCAGGAGGGCGAGUGGGAGCGUGCUGCUGCCGUGGCCCUCUUCAACCUGGACAUCCGCCGCGCCAUCCAGAUCCUCAACAGAGGGGCCUCUUCAGAGAAGGGGGACCUGAACCUGAACGUGGUGGCCAUGGCCCUGUCUGGCUACACGGACGAGAAGAAUUCCCUGUGGAGGGAGAUGUGUAGCUCGCUGAGGCUGCAGCUGAAGAAGCCCUAUCUGUGUGUGAUGUUCGCCUUCCUGACCAGCGAGCCAGGGGCCUACGAUGGUGUACUGUAUGAGAGCAGUGUAGCAGUCCGAGACAGGGUGGCUUUCGCCUGUAUGUUUCUCAAUGACACUCAGUUACCUCGAUACAUAGAUAAACUGACCAAUGAGAUGAAGGAGGCGGGGAACCUGGAGGGCAUCCUACUGACGGGCCUGACCAAAGAUGGGGUGGAUCUGAUGGAGAGCUAUGUGGAUCACACCGGAGACGUGCAGACGGCCAGCUUCUGCUUGCUCAUGGGCUCCCCAGGGGAGGUAGUGAAGGACACUCGCGUCCAGUGCUGGAUCGAAAACUACCGGAACCUUCUGGACGCCUGGAGAUUUUGGCACAAGAGGGCUGAGUUUGACAUUCACAGGAGCAAGCUGGACCCCAGUUCAAAGCCUCUCGCUCAGGUGUUUGUGAGCUGUAACUUCUGUGGGAAGUCCAUCUCGUACAGCUGCUCGGCCAUCCCUCACCAGGGCCGCGGCUUCAGCCAGUACGGCGUCAGCGGCUCCCCCACCAAGUCAAAGGUCACCAGCUGCCCCGGCUGCCGCAAGCCCUUGCCCCGCUGUGCCCUCUGCCUCAUGAACAUGGGCACACCCGUAUCCAGCUGCCCCGGUUCUGGGAAGAUGGAUGAGAAAGUGGACCUCACCAGGGAUAAGAAGCUCGCCCAGUUUCACAACUGGUUCACCUGGUGCCAUAACUGCCGUCAUGGAGGCCAUGCAGGUCAUAUGCUGAGUUGGUUCAGAGACCACAGUGAAUGCCCAGUCUCGGCCUGUACCUGUAAAUGUAUGCAGCUGGACACCACCGGGAACCUUGUGCCUUCAGAUAGCUCCUAGAAGAUGUGCUGUUUGGAGACACACACACACACACACACACACACACACACACACACACACACACACACAAAUACAGAUGCCACAAAAAGUAACCAUCUCUGUCUGCAACAAAAGAGAUGGAAAGCACUUUUAAGCCUGUGAUGAGGUGGUUAUUAGCUGCUUACGAAGCUGACGCCUAAUCCAAGCUUGAAUCUCUGCCUUGGUUUGUAAAUUGUAAACUUGCCUCUGACUUUGAGUGCUAUUCAGUUCUAUUUCUCAUGACAUGCUAGUUUGUGAAUUUCUGAGAAUGUUUGUUAGACACCAUGACAAGUGAGUUGAUAAAAAAACACUGAUAAGGGUGCUGACGGUAAUAAUGUGUUUUUGAAAAUAAUUCAGUCAGAUGGUCAGUUAUAGCUUUGCUGACUGAGGCUUUGUGUUCGCAUACAUUAGAGCGAUGAAAAAGGCUCUCUGAGUGCUUACAGUUCAGUAGUUAUAACAAAAUGAAGCAUAUCUUCCAACUGAAAUGGAAACAAUCAGGCAAGCUCUACCUCUCCUCUCACUGUGGAAUGCUUUGAUUAUAUAUAUAUAUAUAUAUAUAUACAUACAUGUAUAUAUAUAUAUAUAUAUAUAUAUCCAUUGCAUCAAAAUACAGACCACAUUUGGCAUCCACUUCCACAUUCACUUAUUUCUGUAGCAGUAUAGUGCUCAUAUAGCACUCAUAGGUGCAUGAGUGCACUUUUUAUGAAUGUAGCUCCAACCUUAAGCACUAGGGGGCGUAUGUUUAUCAUGGCCUCAUCUCCCUCAGCAGUGAGUGGUGUAUAUUGCCCUUCUCACCAGUUACUGAGAAUACCACAAGACAAUGGAGGCAAGUGGGCUUUAUCUUGACAGUGACAUUGACAAUGACGAGACAAUGAACGAAUGAAUGAAGUAAUUCUAAAGGAUACUGUAACAAACAGAAACACAUUGUUGACAUAAAAAUAACCGAAAGAAAAGUUAAAAAAGCAAAUGUACCAUCAUGCCAGAGGAACAUUCAAGGUCUCUACAUGUAAAAUAAACACAAUCUCAGCUGACUUCAGUUCA